This is a messenger RNA of Pseudo-nitzschia multistriata, 1469 nucleotides long. The record is from the annotation of a GenBank genome assembly. Lineage: Eukaryota; Bacillariophyta; Bacillariophyceae; Bacillariales; Bacillariaceae.
GUAGACGUAGACUCGUACGGUACUGUAGCGUACAUAAAGAUGUACGUACCGGUAUGUAGGGCAUCGAAUUCUUUUCGUAGACUCCCACCAAGGAACAAAGGGAUUGGUUCACGCUUGGAUGGUUGAACAAUUGAACAAUAAACACAAUUUCUGUACCGUACCUACGUACUCGGUACUCGGUACUCGUAGUAGAGUAUUGUAUUGUACCGUACAUACGGUACUUCGUUGGUAGUAUGUACUGUACGUACGGUACAGUGGAGUGCAGUAUUUGACCUUCUUUUCGUUCAAUCUUGAAACCGGUAUUCUUCGCAAAAGCGGCAUCCUUCGACCCAUACACAAGGAAAAGCAAGCAAAAACAAGCAAUCGAAUGAACCAUGGUCUUUGGCAGAAAGAAGAAAGAAACCACCCCAGCGGAGGGAGAAAACGACCUGGCCCUCGCAGCCGGUGCCCCGGACGACGCUUCCUCAACGGGAGACUCGGUACCCCCGCCCCCGCCGGAGGCCUUUGCGGGAGGCAAACAGAACACUGAGUCCAUCGCCGUCGCCGACGACGACGACGGCGACGGUGAGUCCAUCGAAGCCGACCAGUACGUCGUCACGAUGCCCCAGGCGUCCGGUUUGGCCGACGAAGCGAAGGAGGGAAAGGACGACCCGGACUUUUACAAAAAGCUCGGGGUGAUUCUUCUCUGCAUCAGCACCUUUUUCGUGCUGCUGGGGGUGUCCAUCAAGUACGGGGUCAGCCGCAACCAGCGCGCCGAGAACAGCAUCGGGGAUCCGCUGUUGGUGGAGUCCGGGCCGGCGGAAGAAGGCACUUCCGAGCCCCCACGCACCGUGGACCAGCAGAGCGUCCCCUGGGAAGACACCCCCAGCGACCCCACGGGCACCAACACCACCGGCGUCGGCGUCGACGCAGAAACGGCGCCCGGAGCCGGCGAGAAGACGGUAGUGCCCUCCCAGGUCGGGACCACGGGCGGAACCCUGCCCGCGCCGAACCCCUUUGCGGGCUGCACCGCCGAUGGCAUUGUUCUCGAGGCCACCUGCGUGGACGGGGCGUCCCUCGUGAGCAUGGACUUUUGCCUGGCGAACGGCGGCGGGGCCACCGACGAGUUCUGGGCGUGGGUCGAGACGCCCGACGCGUACGCCCGCUUCGUCGAGACCGACUGGGGCUGGCUGCGGGACGAGGCCUCGAGGGAGGUCGAGGGCCUCCCCGGUGGCACCUACGUGAUCGGCCUGUUUUCCGACGGCCGGCAGCUGCUGCCCGAGUACCCCCUCCUGGUGUCGCAAGAAUUUACCGUGUCCUGCCCCGAGCUGGAAGUGAGAAACUAAGGGAGCGGAGACACCACGGCACGGCCGCCGUUUUGCGCAUCGAACCCGGAAGUCUUUGGAGUGGUCCACGCUGUGGGCACGCUGUGGUUGUGAACGGGUCUACCAUACUAUUCCAAUAGUAUGGUAUAGUAUAGUAUAGUAUAG